Molecule: messenger RNA, 947 nt
Organism: Pistacia vera
Lineage: Eukaryota; Viridiplantae; Streptophyta; Magnoliopsida; Sapindales; Anacardiaceae
Product: iron-sulfur cluster assembly protein 1-like
Exons: 3
Coding region: 93-614 (173 amino acids)
Biological process (GO): iron-sulfur cluster assembly; intracellular iron ion homeostasis
Cellular component (GO): mitochondrial matrix; cytoplasm
Molecular function (GO): 2 iron, 2 sulfur cluster binding; ferrous iron binding
Source: RefSeq, a predicted model, not a curated record
UUUACUUUCCUUCACUGACCUAAAAAUAGAGAAUUAAAUAAUCAAAGCAAGAACCUGAACCUUUCGCAAUUCGUAGGCUACAGAGGAAAGAAAUGUUGAGACUCGCUUCGCAGAGGCUUCUAGGGCUAGCGACGGGCGAGGCCCAGGCGGUGUCGCGGCCUGUCCAGGCGGCGCUGCCAAGAUUUUAUCAUGAGAACGUGAUUGAUCACUACAACAAUCCGCGGAACGUCGGUUCGUUUGAUAAGAACGAUCCUACGGUCGGCACUGGCCUUGUCGGUGCACCGGCGUGUGGCGAUGUGAUGAAGCUCCAGAUAAAGGUCGAUGACAAGACUGGUCAAAUCGUCGACGCCUGUUUCAAGACCUUCGGGUGUGGUUCCGCGAUUGCUUCGUCAUCUGUUGCUACUGAAUGGGUGAAAGGGAAGCCAAUGCAGGAGGUCUUGUCUAUUAAAAAUACGGAAAUAGCAAAACAUCUUUCUCUACCUCCGGUUAAGCUGCACUGCAGCAUGCUGGCUGAAGAUGCUAUCAAGGCAGCUAUAAAAGACUAUGAAGCUAAACACACCAAACCCAGUGCCAGUCCAGAGGCAUCGCAGGUUGAGAAGGCCGCCGAUGCUUGAAUUAUGUCUAUGUUGAUGAAAAUAUCCUAAAACUCAAUUUUAAUUUUUUGCUUAUCUAGUGGCUGUAAUCUGAAGGUUCUCUUGUGGUUCUUAUGCUGUUGGAAUAUUUUGGAACUUUGCUGCGAACCAAAUAUUAUAGAAUGGAUGUUACAGCUUGGAAGACACCAGUCAUAAAUAUUGUGGUCGUAUGGCGAUGGAUGUCAGGCUAUUGGUUAAUAGCUAGAACUUUCUAUGAAUAAAUGUGAAAGCGGCCUGUAAAUCUGCAUGUUGUGUAUGAGUUGUGCUUGUGUAAUUGACUCUGAAAUGAAAUGAAUGUAUAAUCCUACAUCCCAA